This is a messenger RNA of Budorcas taxicolor (takin), 1190 nucleotides long. Its product is annotated as male-specific lethal 3 homolog. Gene Ontology annotation, biological process: chromatin organization; regulation of DNA-templated transcription. Bases 120 to 1190 code for a protein of 356 amino acids. The transcript has a single exon. Gene Ontology annotation, cellular component: MSL complex; NuA4 histone acetyltransferase complex; nucleus. The record is from RefSeq and is a predicted model, not a curated record. NCBI's taxonomy places the organism in Eukaryota, Metazoa, Chordata, Mammalia, Artiodactyla, Bovidae.
GAAAACUCAAUAAACAGUUCCUCUGACCGUGAAGAAAAGGACAGAAAAAUAAGGGAAGAAAAAGAUAUUGAAGAAAGUCGGAAGUGAAGGAAAGACCAGGGCUGCACGCAAAAAAGGAAAUGGAAGAAAGAACAGUAACUAUAGAAAUCCCUGAAGUUCUGAAGAAGAAGCUUGAGGAUGAUUGUUACUAUAUCAACAGGAGGAAACGGUUAGUGAAAGUUCCGUGCCAGACCAACAUCAUAACUAUUUUGGAAUCUUAUGUGAAGCAUUUUGCUAUCAACGCAGCCUUUUCAGCCAAUGAGAGGCCUUGUCACUAUCAUGCUAUGCCACACGCCAACAUGAAUGUGCAGCAUUCAUUCCCAGCAGAAAAGAACGUUGACCUUUGUAAGGAGAUGGUGGAUGGAUUAAGAAUAACCUUUGAUUACACUCUCCCAUUGGUUUUGCUCUAUCCAUACGAACAAGUUCAGUAUAAAAAGGUGACUUCGUCCAAACUGUUUCUUCGGAUUAUGGAAAGUACCACAAACAAUAAUAGGAACCAGGAGGAGCUCUCUCCAAGUCCACCUUUGUUGAAUCCAUCUACACCACAGUCUACAGAGAGUCAGCCAACCUCAGGCAAACCAACCACUCCCAAAAGGCGCAAAGCCAAGCCGGAAGCAUUACAGUCUCUGAGGCGGGCCGCACGCCACUCUGCCAAUUGUGACGGACUGUCCGAGAGCAGCGCCUCGCCUCAGCCCAAGUGCCGGCAGCAGGACAUGUCCGCUAGCAUGCCCAAGCUGUUCCUGUACAUGGAAGAGAAGACAUCUGUUCAUAGCAGAUCAUCCUCGCCUGUUCCUCUGACCCCUAGCAAGGAAGGGAGUGCAGUGUUUGCUGGCUUUGAAGGCAGAAGAACCAAAGAAAUAAAUGAGGUCCUCUCCUGGAAACUUGUACCUGAUAGUUAUCCUCCAGGUGACCAACCACCUCCACCCUCUUACAUUUAUGGGGCGCAACACUUGCUGCGUUUGUUUGUGAAACUUCCUGAAAUCCUUGGAAAGAGGUCCUUUUCUGCGAAGAACCUGAAGGCUUUACUGAAGCACUUUGAUCUCUUUCUGAGGUUUUUAGCAGAGUACCCUGAUGACUUCUUCCCAGAGUCUGCCUAUGUUGCUGCCUGUGAAGUGCACUACAGCACGAAGAACCCCAGGGCAAUUUAUUAA